UUAGUUUAUGAUUGAACGCCAGACCAAACGACGCAUCGUGACGUCUGCAAAAUUUAUAAUGCCGUCAAAUAACGAUGACUACAAUUCGGAUGAGUUGGAGGCGCCCACCUGGCUGAACGAAGAAUUCUUUCAGGAGGUGUUAUUGGAUCAUCUUAAGGAACCGAAACUGACAGUGACUGCAGCAAAGAUAUCGCCGGCAAGUGUUAAGGGCGAUCACUAUGCGAGUGUUAUGUUCCGUGCCAAUGUCGAGUACUCGACAGAAAAGAGAAAGUGUUCAAAGUCGCUUAUCAUUAAGACAAUGCCAGAGGUGGAUGGACAUAAAAAAGAGCUCGUUGGCGAAUCCAAAAUAUUCCAAACAGAGAUUGAAAUGUAUACGGAAGUGUUUCCCAAAUUCGAGGCGAUACUUCGGGCAGCUGGUGAAGAGACGAAGUUCUGUGCGACCUGUGUGUAUUACAGCAUGCAGCCACGACAGAUAAUGAUCUUCGAGGAUCUGUUGCCUCUGGGCUACGAAGUGAUUCGCAAUCGAAAUGCCACACUAGACGAGCUGCGAGCCGUGCUGGCAAAACUGGCCAAGUGGCAUGCGGUCAGCUUCAAGUUGUUGAAGGAGCAGCCAGAAAUAUUUGAUAAGCUACAAUAUGAUGUGACAACUAUCCCAAACCUAUUCGAACUGGAAGUCAUAACCAGCGGGCUGCCCAACUUUAUAAAUAUGAUCAGCCAGGAGGACAGCUUAAAGACGUAUCGCAAAUACUUUGAGCCAAUGCGUGAAAAUAUUCUUAGUCGCUGGCGAGACGUCAUACGAGAAUACAGGCAGAACCGACAAGCCAAUGCAUAUUAUGUUCUUUGCCAUGGAGACUUUCAUAUCCGUAAUAUUAUGUUCAAGGACCACGAUUGCAUGCUGAUUGACUUCCAGAUGUCUUCUGUUGGAUCCAUUGCUAACGAUCUGCAGUACGCCAAAUACAUGCUGUUAAGUAGCGACGACCGAAGGGACAGAUGGGAUGAACUUCUUUACCAUUACUUUGAUACCUUUACGAGGACAUUAUCUAAAAUUGGAUAUGAAGGACAUAUGCCCAACCUGGUCGAAUUGCGUCAGCAGAUUUUUGACAGAAGAUCCACUGAUUACUGCCUGCUCACAACAUUUUUGCCUGUUUCGUAUAGCAUGCGUAAAGGCAAAGACCCCAAUGAAUUGAUGAAUAACGAAAAACGUCGCUUGGAAUUGUAUCAAGACAAGGAUUACAAACAAGAACUGAAAUAUCUGCUGCCUCAAAUGUUACAUUUGGGUUACUUUGAGCCUCCAAAAUAAGAAACCAAUAUCAAU
Molecule: messenger RNA, 1315 nt
Organism: Drosophila arizonae
Lineage: Eukaryota; Metazoa; Arthropoda; Insecta; Diptera; Drosophilidae
Source: RefSeq, a predicted model, not a curated record